CAACAACCAAGAAGAAGAAGAAGGAAAGAAAAGGUAACCAGCGUGAAAUAGUUUGCGGACAGCAGCAUGGGUCGCCGAAAAGCCAAACGGAAGCCUCCUCCAAAGAAGAAGUUGACCGGAGAUUUGGAGACUCAGUUCACGUGUCCCUUCUGUAACCACGAAAAGUCAUGUGAUGUCAAAAUGGAACGAAGCAGAAAUACAGGGAUAAUAUCGUGUACAGUCUGCUUGGAAGAGUUCCAGACCACUAUUACCUACCUGUCGGAGCCAGUUGACGUGUACAGUGAUUGGAUAGAUGCCUGUGAAGCAGCCAAUCAGUAGCCCUCGCUGGUGUGCGACGUGUUUCUGGAGUGGAUGCAGACGUGGCCGGUGAGCCUGGACCCAUCGGCAUUCAGAUGUUUAGGAUAAUCUUUUAUUUUGCUGCAACUAAUCACCUAGUGGUUGAAGACUGACACGUGUGUGUGAACAGAAGUCACACUUGGGGUGCGUCAGUACAAAUAGACCGUUUGGUUUCUGAGCAUGUUAACUCCAUGUCUGAUCAGUCUGACUGGUCUUACAUGAUGUUUUGACUUUAGAUUUAAGGCAUAAAUCCUUGACUGUUGCUUUUUUAAAAAUGCUACACUCGUUUAAACUGCUAGAUGUUUAAUUAAUAAUUGGUAAAUAAAUUUUUGAAAUUGCCUCUAGUCUUAAAACAGGUACUAUUGUAGGCUCUCAUAAUCCGUAUUUUAAAGUUGCAGUUAGCCCAUGUGCACUCCCUGCAGUGAGAGUAGUAUUUGGAAAAUGUCAACACACUGGCAGUGUACAUAAUCACAGUAUACCUUGGGGGAACUUGAAAAUAUUGUAGGGAAAAAAUGCAUUUAGUCAGGCCUGUAGGUACUUGGAGAGAGACAAUUCUCUCAUUUUAUCUCAACAAUGGAGGUGAAAUGAAGCAAUCAAGAUUUUUGUCAUAUCGACAUUCAGCUUUAAUUCAAGGCCAGUAACAAAAU
Molecule: messenger RNA, 983 nt
Organism: Thalassophryne amazonica
Lineage: Eukaryota; Metazoa; Chordata; Actinopteri; Batrachoidiformes; Batrachoididae
Product: transcription elongation factor 1 homolog
Exons: 4
Coding region: 67-318 (83 amino acids)
Biological process (GO): transcription elongation by RNA polymerase II
Cellular component (GO): transcription elongation factor complex
Molecular function (GO): RNA polymerase II complex binding
Source: RefSeq, a predicted model, not a curated record